Messenger RNA from Acanthisitta chloris (rifleman), 1389 nucleotides. It is a transcript of the gene WASHC1, whose product is annotated as WAS protein family homolog 1. Bases 1 to 1389 code for a protein of 462 amino acids. Gene Ontology annotation, cellular component: early endosome; WASH complex; recycling endosome. The transcript is spliced from 11 exons. The record is from RefSeq and is a predicted model, not a curated record. Gene Ontology annotation, biological process: exocytosis; Arp2/3 complex-mediated actin nucleation; endocytic recycling. Lineage: Eukaryota; Metazoa; Chordata; Aves; Passeriformes; Acanthisittidae. Gene Ontology annotation, molecular function: gamma-tubulin binding; actin binding; alpha-tubulin binding.
AUGGCUGCAGUAGCCCAGAAGCACUUUUUGGAAGGGCAGACAUACUCAGUCCCCCUGAUCCAACAGUAUCUGCAAAAGGUGUCGGCUGACAUCUUCAACAGGAUUUCUCAGCGGGUGGAGGCCAGCCGGGCACAGCUUCAGGCCAUCGGUGAGAGAGUCACACUCGCCCAAGCGAAGAUUGAGAAGAUAAAGGGCAGCAAGAAGGCUAUUAAGGUGUUUUCCAGUGCCAAGUACCCAGCCCCUGAACGGCUGCAGGAGUACAGUUCCAUUUUUGCUGGUGCAGAAGACCCAGCUAAACAGAAAUGUCCAAGGCAUAAGAUUCAGAGCAAACACCGAAUGCUGGAUGAGAAAGCUCUGCAGGAAAAGCUCAAGUAUUUCCCUGUGUGUGUGAGCACCAAAAUUCACCAGGAGGAUGAUGCAGAAGAAGGCCUUGGCAGCCUUCCCAGGAACAUCAGCUCCCUCAGCUCCUUGCUGCUCUUCAAUACCACUGAGAACCUGUACAAGAAGUAUGUUUUUCUGGAUCCUCUGGCUGGAGCAGUGACCAAGACCCAUGUGGCUCUGGAAACAGAGACAGAAGAGAAGCUGUUUGAUGCUCCUCUCUCCAUCACCAAAAGGGGACAGCUGGACCGACAGGUAGCUGAAAAUUACUUCUACGUGCCAGAUCUGGGCCAGGUCCCUGAGAUUGAUGUGCCAUCCUACCUGCCAGACCUGCCUGGCAUCGCUGCAGAUCUCAUGUACAGUGCUGAUCUGGGCCCUGGCAUCGCACCCUCUGCCCCUAGCAGUGCUAUUCCAGAGUUGCCCACUUUCAACACUGAGUCCGUGGAGCCUUUGCAACCAGAUCUUCACGAUGCUGAACUAUUGCCACCUCCUCCUCCUCCUCCCCCACCGCCUCCCCCACCGCCUCCUGUUCUGACAGCUGUGCCUCCUCCACCGUCCCUGCCCCAGCCCACAGCCCCCGCGGAGCCACCGCGGCCAGUGAGUGAGGAGAGCAGCCACAGGCCGCCUGCAGCUUCUGUCCAGGGAGCCCCAAAGGAGGUGGUGAACCCCUCUACUGGGCGUGCCAGUCUCCUGGAGUCCAUCCGCCAGGCUGGUGGCAUUGGGAAGGCCAACCUCCGCAGUGUCAAGGAGAGGAAGCUGGAGAAGAAGAAGCAGAAGGAACAAGAACAAGUGAGAGCUACAGGACAAGGUGGAGAUUUGAUGUCAGACCUCUUCAACAAGCUGGUGCUGAGGCGCAAAGGUAUUUCGGGGAAAGGGCCAGGAGCCUCUGGGAAUGCUGAUACUCCUGGAAGACCUGCUGGUGCCUUUGCUCGUAUGUCAGACUCGAUACCACCUCUCCCACCCCCACAGCAGCCCAUCGGUGAGGAGGAUGAGGAUGACUGGGAGUCAUAA